UUGUCACUGAAUCAUUCAAAUGUUCAAAAAUUGAAUCGUUUUCUCAAAGUCAAAUAAAUGCUAGUAAUGAUUUAUCAAAUAAGAUCUUAAUGAAAUAUCAAUCAACCUCAGAUGAUAGUGACAAAACUGAUGACAAUGAAUCUAUAGAUAUAGAUAUUACAGAUUUAUCUGCUAGUGAUGAAUCAAAAUCUUCGUCAGAAAUUCCAGUAGAUGACUUAAAGCGAAUAUCAUUGCUGAAAAGUGAAAAUAAAGAAAGAGAUAUGCGAAUAUUUUGUGUAAACAUAAAUAAAACAUCGGUGGAAAAUAUUAACUCCAACAAUAAUUUUGGGCUAAAAACAAAAAAUUGGCUCUUAACAGAAUCAUUUAAGGAAAACAAGCCGCAGAAAUGUUCCCAAGUAACUCCAUUUGACUAUAGUAAAGGCAAACAACACUCCAAUCGAUUAAAACAUAUUGAUACUAAUAAAGAAGACAUAAUAGCUAACCAUAUAGAAUUAAGAACCAAUGAACGAAUGGGCAGUUCUGGAAAAAAUACUUUUGGGCAAAAUGACAACAUUAUAGAUAAUGAAUAUUCAAUUUCGAAUAGUUCGACAGAAUUCGAAGAUCGUGUUGAUUGUUCCACUCCUAACAGUGCAGAUGAAAAAUAUUUCAAUUCUUUGGAGACAUCUAAUAUUAUUGGCGAUAAAUUAGGAACGACAAUCUCAUUAAACAAUAAUAAGCAGAGAAGGUCUCGUACGAAUUUUACUUUAGACCAGCUUAAUGAACUUGAACGAUUAUUUGAAGAAACACAUUACCCAGACGCAUUUAUGAGAGAAGAGCUGAGUCAUCGACUUGGUCUAAGCGAAGCUAGAGUUCAGGUCUGGUUUCAAAACAGAAGAGCCAAAUGUCGAAAACAUGAGCAUCAAUCACAUAAAGGAAUUAUGUUAAAUCGACAAAGUCCGCCCAUUUCCACCCCACUAGAACCAUGUAGAAUUGCUCCAUAUGUAAACCUAGCAACAAUACGAAGCGUUGGCAAUACAGGAGGACACUGCACUGGCUUUAAAAACACACAUAUAAGUACAGGAGAAAACGCCGAAAAUACAACUGAAGAAGUUUCAUCAAGUUUUCUACUACGUCAAGUUUCUGGAAAAAGUACAAUUUCAGCCUUUGAUCCAGCUAUUUUAACGGCCACUGCUCACAAGUACGCAGCGGUUAUGGGAAAUGUAAAUACACCAACAAACAUAUUUACAAUAACACAAUAUCCUUUAAAUCUUGCCGCUAUUGCUGCUGCUCAAAGUAAAAAUUCUAGUAUUGCCGAUUUACGCAUGAAAGCUAAACGGCAUGCUGAAUCACUUGGACUCGAUUCAAUUGAUGAAGAUUAACAUUCAACGGAUCCUCAAGUCAACUGAUCACUGAACAACUAUAAACUAUAUAAAUAAAAAAUGUUUAACACA
This is a messenger RNA of Lucilia sericata (common green bottle fly), 1430 nucleotides long. RefSeq names its product pituitary homeobox 1. Gene Ontology annotation, biological process: regulation of transcription by RNA polymerase II. The record is from RefSeq and is a predicted model, not a curated record. Gene Ontology annotation, cellular component: nucleus. Gene Ontology annotation, molecular function: DNA-binding transcription factor activity, RNA polymerase II-specific; sequence-specific double-stranded DNA binding. The coding region runs from base 90 to 1358 and encodes 422 amino acids. The transcript has 6 exons. Lineage: Eukaryota; Metazoa; Arthropoda; Insecta; Diptera; Calliphoridae.